CAUACAAGUCGGCCAUAUUAGAGAGAUGGAAAUAAAGCUUCCUUAAUGUUGUAUAUGUCUUUGAAGUACAUCCGUGCAUUUUCUUUUUUAGCAUCUAACCAUUCCUCCCCUGUAGUCCUUGGUCCCUCAAAUCACCCUCUCCCAUAGCCCACCCGCCUGACAUCUCAGUCUCUGAAAAUGCACAGGGAUGCCUGGCUACCUCGCCCUGCCUUCAGUCUCACGGGGCUCAGUCUCUUUUUCACUUUGGUGCCACCAGGGCAGAGCAUGGAAGUCACAGUCCCUACCGUCCUGAAUAUUCUCAAUGGAUCUGAUGCCCGCCUGUCCUGCACCUUCAACUCCUGCUACACCGUGAACCACAAACAGUUCUCCCUGAACUGGACCUACCAGGAGUGUAACAACUGCUCGGAGGAGAUGUUCCUCCAGUUCCGCAUGAAGAUCAUUAACCUGAAGCUAGAGAGGUUCCGAGACCGUGUGGAGUUCUCAGGGAACCCCAGCAAGUACGAUGUGUCAGUGACGCUGAAAAAUGUGCAACUUGAGGACGAGGGCUUCUACAACUGCUACAUCACGAACCCACCUGACCGCCACCGCGGCCACGGCAGGAUCCAGCUGCAGGUCCUCUUGGAAGAGCCUCCGGAGCGGGACUCCACGGUCGCGGUGAUCGUGGGGGCCUCCGUAGGGGGGUUCCUGGCUGUGGUCAUCUUAGUGCUGAUGGUGGUCAAGUGCGUGAGGAGGAAAAAGGAGCAAAAACUCAGCACCGAUGACCUGAAGACCGAGGAGGACGGCAAGACGGAUGGCGAGGGCAACGCGGAUGACGGCGCCAAGUAACGGGCAGCCGCCCUGCAGCCCCUCCCCGCGUCCUGUCUCCUCCCACCUCUGCCCUGUACAGCGUGACCCUGCCUGCCCUCUUGGUGUGCUUUUCUUGAGCAGGACCCCAGGGUUGACCUGGGGCCUCCUGAACCCCUCACUUCCUACCCCACCACCCUGCACCAGGGGUGACCCACCUCUCUUCCAUCUGAGAACCUGCCGUGGCGUCUGGGAUGUGUGGGCCCGGGGGAGAGGACAGAAGGGGCUCCAACCUGCCAGUCUCUGCGAGGAGGCAGGAGGCCUGUGAGGUCCCACCGAGGAUGGGGGAGGUGGGCAGUGGUGGUACAGCCGGGGCCUGGUCUGGCAAUGGCUUCAGAGAGGGACUGAGGGGAGGGCGGGCUCUCCUGUGUUGAGCAGCCUUCUUGAGAAGGCUUGGGCUGUGGCCUCCGGCUGCUCAAGCCCAGAGCAACCCGUCAGGCUGGGGGUGAGGAUGGAGUCCUGUUGUUGUGUGAGGGAUCAUGUGACAGGGAUGAUUGUGCAUUUCUGAAGGAAAGCAGGGCUGGACAAACCUGGACUCAGCCUUGGCCCAGGGAGCUGGUGCUGGCCCUGGUUUCCAUCACUAGCUGCUCCCCUAGGAGGCACCGGGUGUGUGGUUGGCUACUGAUCCCUUGGGGAUGUGGGUGAGGACAGUACCGGAAAAGCAGCUCCAGGAAGGGCUGUGCACCACCCUAGGGACCACCAUCGUUGGCUGAGGGACUGAGAGGUGGGGUUCCAUUGUGAAUGAGGUUGGCAGCAGAGUGCCUGCUCCAACAGGGCCACUGUCCUCUCCUGAGCCAGGAGUAGCAGAGGCUCAGAUACAAGGAGAAGGUACGUGUAGGAGGGCAGCUUGCUUUAGGGUUGUCCCCAAUAGGGUUUCCAUCUAGCUUUUGGCAAGAGGAAGGAAGGGAAGGCUGGAGGGACGUGUGAGAGGAGGCCAUGGAGCCAUAGAGCCCUGUGGCCUGCCUGGUCCAUCUGGAGCCUUGUUCCUGCAGCCCCAGCAGCUCCUUUUGUGGGAAAGAAAGUAGCAUUAGUGGGAAGCCAACUUUCACUGCCAUUUACUCACCUUACAGUGGAAUGGUUUGGGCCUGCAGAGAGGGAGUAAGCCAGGGACAAAAACUGCUGACUCAGAGAAUAUGACUUUGAAAGACUCUCAGAGGUCAACUAACUAAAUCCCUCGAAUGGGGAAACUGAGGUUUCAGGUGACAGAAACUGAGGGUCCUGCCCCCUUCUCUGGCCCCUUGGUUUCCAGUUUGAGUCCACAGAGCCAUAGUUUUCCUGGAGGUGGAGCUUCUGGGGCCUGGUAGGGGGUAGGGACAUUCAUCCUUCUCCUUUCCCAGAAGCUCAGCCCGUCCUGCUCAGGGAGUUAGGUGUCCAGGGCAGGGAAUGAGUCUGGGGAAAGGGGGUGGAGAUGGCAUCAUGACAGUCUCAGGGAUCAAUCCCUGCCUCUGCCCAUGAGAUGGUCCAUUUGGGGAGAGGGAAAUAGCAUAUGGGAGAUUCAGCUUAAUUCACUUCAACAACCAUUUAUUAAGCAUCUGCUCUGUGCCAGGCACCAUGUGGGGUGCCAGGGGCACACACAAAGCCAUAACAGAGUUGGGGACUGCCAGGUCAGCAUUGUAGGACCAACAUUAAUUUUUUGGUGCAUCUACUUCCACCUCUGUAGCCACUUCUUCUAGAACUAGAGUUAGGGGAGAAGGAAGGGAUUUGAGAAUCUGGGCCUUGGGAAGGGAAGAGGGAAGGUAGAGCUGAGACAAGAGUACAGAGGCCAGGGAGAGUGGGCACAGGACGAGGGACAGGUAAAUAGCCAGAGAACUCCUGGGUGAGUCCAGCCCUUCUGGAAAUUCUCAAUUCAUUAGCUCAGUACCUAACUGCCAAUCAACACACUGCCAAUGGGGGCGGGGAGCCACACCACCAGGAUGCCUGGAGCAGGUGAUGCCGCCCAUCCUUCAAGCCACCCAGCUGGGAAUGGAAAGGGUGGUGGGCACCUCAGCCAACUGAGACCAAGGGUGGUGGGAUAUACUUCUGCAGCUUGCAGAUAUAAUCUUUGGGUCGUCUAGUACAUGUCCCCUUGUCCCAGGAUAUGAGGAUCUGCUCCAAUGCUGGGAACUUUUCUUUUUCCAGGACUCAUAACAUUUAGGCAGAUUGUUUGCAAGAUUCCUUAGGUUCAUUAAAAAAGUCCUAACUCUCCUUUAAAAAGCCCAAGACUCCCAGGAUCUUUUCCUUCUUUUUCCUGACAGUGUGGGACCCAGGGAAAGCAAUGCCUGUCCGUGGGCCCAGGGGCCCAAGCAGGUGGGGCUGGGUCAGGAGCCAGCUCUGUCCUAGGAGCUGGCCCUCAUAUGCUCUUAGACUUUCCUCCGGGGGGUCUCUGAACUGCCUCCCCCAGGCAGUGAGGUUGGGAGCAAACUGGGGCUUCUGUGAGUCGAGGUGGGGAACCGGUGAGAUGUUUCCACAGCAGCUGAAACUCUGCCCUGCUUCCUAGGUUAGGCCAGCGAGCUGGUCCUCUCCCUGCAGUACACUAGCUCCACUUCUGGCUGCAUGUUCCCACCACUGCACUCUGCUGGUUUCAGUCUGCUGGCUUCUCAGCCUCCCCUGCCUCUUCUGCUCUCUCACACCUCCCCCCCUCUGUCUCUCCCUCCUAAUUAAGGGCCACUGCAAAGAGACUGGGCUGGCUAACUCAUGGGAUUUAGCUUGUAAGAACAAAGCACAAUUUUUCAGGACUGAAAUGCCUUGAGGUGCCUUGGAACUGGCUUUGGAAAUAGCUAUCUGCCCCUCUAGCUAUGGACUCAUCACAGUUAUUCCCAAUUGACAAGAAGGAGAAGUUGAUUUGAUCCACAUUUCUCUCUGUGAGUCUCCUUGGAGGAGUUGGGCUGGUAAAUAUUGACAAGGUUAGGUUAAGCAGAUUCAUAAUUGGAAAUACUGGUCAGGUCCAAAAAGGUAGUCCCAGGUCAUAGGAAAUUGGAAUGGGUGAUUGAAUCAAGAAAUCUUCCUUCCUACUUGUGUCUUAAGGAAAGACAGCCUGUGUCCCUUGUUGUGCCUCUUGCUGAUGUCUUCCUUUACUGAAGCUUGCUGAUGCAUUUGUACAUAGCCUCUCUGUAUAGGUAUAGAUAUAUUAUAUAUACUAAUAUAAAACAUCUCACGACACCCACCCCCAAACUUACAUUGCGGGGAGAGGGUGUAUUCACUUCUCAAUGUUUUGAGUUGAUUCACCAAAGGCAAAUUAUGGAAUGUUCUUAUUGCUUUUUGUGCACUUGGAGGGGGAAACCUGGCUGCAUAAGUAGUACUUAUGCACCUCUAGGGUUUACGUACUGCUUGCUGCGUGGUGGUUGGGAGGGGAGAGAAGUCUAAAUGGUCCUCUGGGACCCGACUGCAGGGAUGUUUCUGCUUCUGGGAGCAGACUGAGUUUCUUUGGCAGUUUGACUGAUUGCUUGGAUCUGUUGGCUACAAUAAACACACUG
Molecule: messenger RNA, 4295 nt
Organism: Urocitellus parryii (Arctic ground squirrel)
Lineage: Eukaryota; Metazoa; Chordata; Mammalia; Rodentia; Sciuridae
Gene: Scn2b
Product: sodium voltage-gated channel beta subunit 2
Biological process (GO): regulation of sodium ion transmembrane transporter activity; membrane depolarization during cardiac muscle cell action potential; cardiac muscle cell action potential involved in contraction
Cellular component (GO): voltage-gated sodium channel complex; plasma membrane
Molecular function (GO): sodium channel regulator activity
Source: RefSeq, a predicted model, not a curated record